GCUCGAUAAAAAAGAGCUUUAUUGUAGCCGCUCUUAUUGAAUUUUUAAAUGGAGAAGCCAAACGAGCCCUAUUAAAAGUCAAAGCCCUUUCUCAUUUCCUUUCGACAUCUGUCUUGGUAAUCUCACCAAAGCGAUUUCUUUUCGAUCUUCAAAUCUCCAUACUAAGAUUCCUGAUUCGAAAGAAACAUUUCGAUCCAUCUAGCCUUUCAUUGAAACAAGCAUCUCUCACGGUUUCCAGCAAGUUCUUUUCAUAUUACAAUCAUGUCGAGAAAGAUGCUUAUAGACGGUGAGGUGGGGAAUUCAACUGUAGAAGAAGCUCAGUAUGAUUUCGAUCUAUUUGUUAUUGGAGCUGGCAGUGGCGGUGUUCGAGCUGCUAGAACUUCAGCUGGCUUCGGAGCUAAGGUUGCAAUUUGUGAGCUUCCCUUUCAUCCAAUUAGUUCAGAAGUCAUUGGUGGAGUAGGUGGAACGUGCGUUAUUCGUGGUUGUGUUCCUAAAAAGAUUUUAGUGUACGGAGCAUCCUUUCGAGGUGAAUUUGAGGAUGCAAAAAAUUUUGGGUGGGAACUUAGAGAGCCAAUUGAAUUCAACUGGAAAAAGCUUUUGCACAAUAAGACACAGGAAAUAAUCAGAUUAAAUGGAAUAUACAAGCGGUUAUUGUCCAGUUCUGGGGUAACAAUGUUGGAGGGUGAGGGAAAGGUAAUUGAUUCUCAUGGAGUUGAGCUGACACAACCAGAUGGUGCGAAGCGCCAAUAUUCAGCAAAGCAUAUCUUGAUUGCCACUGGCAGUCGGGCUCAACGGCCAUCGAUUCCUGGGCAGGAGCUGGCUAUCACUUCUGAUGAAGCUUUGAGCUUGGAUGAGUUUCCCAAACGUGUUGUGAUACUCGGAGCCGGGUACAUUGCAGUUGAGUUCGCUUCAAUAUGGCGUGGGAUGGGUGCUACAGUGGACCUUUUUUACCGAAAAGCACUUCCAUUGAGAGGUUUUGAUGAUGAAAUGAGGACAGUAGUUGCCAGAAAUCUGGAAGGCAGGGGAAUUAAGUUGCAUCCUGAGAGGAAUUUGACAGAGUUGAUCAAAACAGAAGAUGGCAUACGUGUUCUCACAGACCAUGGAGAGGAAUUGGUUGCAGAUGCUGUGUUGUUUGCGACUGGUCGAGCUUCAAACACAAAGAGAUUGAACUUAGAAGCAGUUGGUGUUGAGCUUGAUAAGACAGGAGCUGUGAAGGUAGAUGAGUACUCUCGCACCACUGUCCCUAGCAUAUGGGCUGUGGGUGAUGUGACAAACCGAAUGAAUCUUACUCCUGUGGCCUUAAUGGAAGGAACCUGCUUCUCAAAAACUGUUUUUGGUGGACAACCCAGUAAGCCUGACUACAAUCAUAUACCAUGUGCUGUCUUCUGUAUACCGCCUCUCUCUGUAGUGGGCCUUAGUGAACAACAGGCUAUAGAGCAAGCGAAUGGGGAUAUUUUGGUUUUCACAUCAACAUUCACCCCGAUGAAGAACACUAUAUCUGGAAGGCAAGAAAAGUCAGUGAUGAAGCUUGUUGUUGAUUCUGAGACUGAUAAAGUUAUUGGAGCAUCUAUGUGUGGUCCAGAUGCACCCGAAAUUAUGCAGGGUAUUGCUGUUGCACUCAAGUGUGGAGCUACUAAGGAACAAUUUGACAGCACGGUGGGCAUUCACCCUUCUGCUGCUGAGGAGUUUGUGACGAUGCGAUCAGUGACAAGGCGGGUCUCUGCUGGUAGUAAACCAAAGACAAAUCUGUAAGCAAGAUAGAAAGUGAAAUGAUAGCUUGAAUGAAAACUUUCUUCUGUUCUAUAGAAAUACCUCCCUUUGAGAAAUGCCGAGUUCCUCCCAAGUUCUCAUAGCCAAACAUCUUGUUAUUUUCUUUUGUGAUAAGUUUGGCUUUAUUAUAUGUUUGGUUGCUCAUCUAUUAAUUAGCUGAUGAAAUAAAAGAAUUGUAAUGAUAAUAUUCAUUAGAAAUAUAAAAGAAAUAAUUUGCUGAUGAA
Messenger RNA from Magnolia sinica, 1994 nucleotides. RefSeq names its product glutathione reductase, chloroplastic-like. The coding region runs from base 262 to 1752 and encodes 496 amino acids. The record is from RefSeq and is a predicted model, not a curated record. Gene Ontology annotation, molecular function: glutathione-disulfide reductase (NADPH) activity; NADP binding; flavin adenine dinucleotide binding. NCBI's taxonomy places the organism in Eukaryota, Viridiplantae, Streptophyta, Magnoliopsida, Magnoliales, Magnoliaceae. Gene Ontology annotation, cellular component: cytosol; mitochondrion. The transcript is spliced from 17 exons. Gene Ontology annotation, biological process: cellular response to oxidative stress; glutathione metabolic process; cell redox homeostasis.